Messenger RNA from Cercospora beticola, 1810 nucleotides. RefSeq lists its product as uncharacterized. Gene Ontology annotation, cellular component: membrane. The record is from RefSeq and is a predicted model, not a curated record. Gene Ontology annotation, biological process: transmembrane transport. Gene Ontology annotation, molecular function: transmembrane transporter activity. Lineage: Eukaryota; Fungi; Ascomycota; Dothideomycetes; Mycosphaerellales; Mycosphaerellaceae.
CACACCAUCUUCACUUAUCACUUGGCGGCUCAACAGCCUAGUCAUAUUACAGAGAGAUAGGUAAGUCGGUCGUACAGCUAGUACGCCACUUCGGCUUUCCUCGCCUUCUCCUUCUGUCUUCAAAAACCAUCUGCAGUAUGACUCGAUAGCAACAACAACUCACCGCUUUCUACACCCAAAACCAUGGCCGCCAAACACAACGACGAAGAGGGCACAACCAUGAAUCCCAAAAUCUACUCCUCUGAUACCGAAGAAGGCGGCAAUGUGGUUAUCGACCGCGCCAAAGAGAAGAAGCUGGUCCGAAAGCUCGACCUCCACAUCAUUCCCGUGGUAAUGCUUCUCUACCUUCUCUCUUUCCUGGACCGCGUCAACAUUGGCAAUGCCCGGCUCUACGGCCUCGAAGAAGAUCUCGGACUCUCGUCGUCGCAGUUCCAGACUGCUGUCAGCAUCCUCUUCGUCACGUACGUCAUCUCCGAGCUACCUUCGAAUUUGAUCCUGAAAGGAUAUGUACGGCCUUCGAGGUGGAUUGCUUUCAUCACGGUUUCCUGGGGGAUCAUUGCGACUUUGACGGGCGUGGUGCAGAGCUAUGCGGGCUUGAUCGUGUGUAGGUUGUUGCUUGGGUUGGUCGAAGGAGGACUAUUUCCUGGAGCGGCGAUUUACCUGACCUUCUUCUACACGAAACAUGAGCUUGCCUUACGAAUCGGAUACCUCUUUGUCAGUGCCGCGCUGGCAGGAGCUUGCGGCGGACUGCUCGCAUAUGGCAUCGGCUUCAUGGAUGGCGUGGCAGGCCAGCGAGGCUGGAGGUGGAUUCUCAUCAUUGAAGGUCUGCCGACACUGCUUCUGGGUAUUGCUUGCUGGUGGAUCCUGGCGGAUGAUCCUGAAACGGCAUACUAUUUGAAUGAUGAAGAGAAGGAAUUGAUUUUGGCGAGAAGAGCCACGCAGGUGGGACACGUCGACGUGUUUGACUGGAAGGAUGUCAGGAAAGGAUUGAAGGACUGGAAGAUCUGGAUGUUCUGUGCUGGGCAAUUCUGUUUGGAUACCAUGCUGUACGGAUUCAGCACCUUCCUGCCUACGAUCAUCUUGGCCAUUCGACCAGAGAGCUCUAGGGCUAUUGUGCAGGUUUUGACAAUUCCCGUCUAUACCGUUGGAGCCGUCUCUUACAUGGCUGCGGCGAGGUAUAGCGACUGGCGACAAUCGCGAGGCCCAGUCGCGGUUCUCUUCAGUCUGAUCGCGGUCGUGGGGUAUGCCAUGCUUAUUUCAGAUGCCAACACGGGCGUUCACUUUGCCGGAUGCUUCUUAGUCGCCAUGGGCCUUUACGUUGCUGUUGGAAUACCUCUGGCAUGGCUUCCUUCAAACAAUCCGCGAUAUGGCAAGAGAACGACUGCGACAGGGCUCCAACUCACGAUUGGUAAUUGCUCUGGCAUCAUGGCACCAUUUCUGUAUCCUUCAAGUGAAGGGCCACGAUAUCUAAAAGGUCACGGUGUGACAAUGGCAUUGGUCGGCUUAGGUAGCGUGUUGUAUGCUGUCAUGUACGUCUACUUCACACGCGAGAACAAGAUGCGAGCAGCUGGCAAGAGGGACGAAAGAAUGCAAGGGAUGAAUGACGAAGAGAUCCUUGCACUCGGUGAUGAGAAUCCGAAGUUUGUCUUUGCAGCUUGAAGGUACGGUGCUUAUGAAAUACACGAUUCACCCUCAUUGCGGAGUCCUUACUCAAUCGAAGGAUGAAGUACCUUCUUGACUGCUAGAUCGCAGCACGUGCAGCAAAGCGAAUGCGCGAGUGGACUCACAAAUGGAUACUCACGACAACGCA